Magallana angulata is the source of this 3037-nucleotide messenger RNA. RefSeq names its product apelin receptor A-like. Gene Ontology annotation, biological process: neuropeptide signaling pathway. The coding region runs from base 653 to 1654 and encodes 333 amino acids. Gene Ontology annotation, cellular component: membrane. Gene Ontology annotation, molecular function: G protein-coupled peptide receptor activity. NCBI's taxonomy places the organism in Eukaryota, Metazoa, Mollusca, Bivalvia, Ostreida, Ostreidae. The record is from RefSeq and is a predicted model, not a curated record. The transcript has a single exon.
UUAUACCGACAUUUCUCUCUCUCGAAAUCGCCACAUUUCUUCCUGUUAUGCGCUGUUAUCAAACCGUAUUUACAUUUUGCUUGUUGUUUUUUCCUCUGAGGAAAAAAAAGUCAGAAAAAAAGAAAAAAAUCGGUGCUUAGAUUCCGCUCUUUGAUGAAUUAUACAUAACACGUGCAGCUUGUUUUUUAUCAUUCUGACUAUCGAGAGGAGAAGAAACGAAAUCGAGGAGAGAAAUAAAAAGAGAAAUCUGCAUCGGCAUCUCUGUGGAUGUUAACACAAGGAGGAACUUCCUUCCAUUCAUUGUGAUGUAGAGUUAUGUUAAUUGACUUCGCUUGGAUCUAUAGUGUACUGUCAACGAGUUUAAAAACUCGCGUGUCGAAUUCAGGGCAUAUCUUUUUGUGAAAAAAACGCCAUUGACAAGGAUUUUGAAUUUGAUACCUAUUGUUUGUUACUCGGUGCAAAAUGUUCUUAAAGGUCGUAGUGUGGAUGUUUUGCAUUCGACACCGUAAUUGAUACCAAGUGUUUAAUGUUUUAAGUGUAUGAAGUCAAGCACAUUUUUAAAUCGGACAUAAAUAAAACAGGUGAUUGACAGAAAAAAUAAUAUGUGUAAACGAGGCUGAUAAAAAAGGGCUGUAUGUAAGCUUGGACUAAAAUGGAUGCCGAUCUCGACUCUCUGGUCGAUGAUUACGCCAACAAAGUGUUCCCCACAACCGCCACUUACUACAUGGCCGCCAGUCUAGGGGCCCUUGGCAACAUUAUCGUUCUUCUGGUGUAUAUUUUUCGAAUUAAGCGACAGGUUCAUCGUUACUACAUACCGGUUCUGGCGGUCGUCGAUUUCACCGGAUGUGUCAAUAACGUUGUAUUUUUCCACUUUCUGGACUCGCACCAGUACGAUUAUCCGAGCGACGCACUAUGCCGAUGCAUCUCCUUUCUUGUUAUUUUCAACAAUGGAGUUUCCGGUCACGUGAUACUCGUCAUAGCACUUCAAAGAUACAUGAUGCUAUGUCGCCCUUUCGCCAAACAGUUAAACGGGGGUAUGAGAAGAGCCUCGCUUCUAAUUGUAAGUGCGUUGGCCUUAUUCUAUGGAUUGCCAACUUUUUAUGCCAGUGGUACUUCAAAUCAGACUCUGAACUACGGUAACAAAACAUACAAUACAACAACCUGUAGCUUUGUCAGUCAUGUCAGUUCUAAAAACAAUUUCCAAAAAGGUUACUUUGGGUUCUUGCUCGCCAUGAUACUCCUGAACAUUUUUAUCACCGCAGGCCUGUAUAUUCCCGUCUUAAAGCGGGUGUAUCACUCGUUCGCGCGUCUGGAAGAGACGUCAUUUCCGGAGGAAGUUCCCGUUAACGACGAAGGAGAGGUGAUGGGCGGAUCUCGUUCUUCUUCCCGGGCGCGGAUGAAGCAUAACAUGAGCUUGACGGUUUUCUGUAUAAUUGUUGUUUACAUAAUCUCGUUUCUGCCUUCUUUGUUAACACAGACUAUGGCUCUGAAGGAACCUUCUAUAGCGGACACGGCAGUACACAUGAAUUUGUACCACUUUUUUGCCAGGUUUUAUGUAUUUAACCAUAUCGUUAAUCCAUUUAUUUACAUUGGUUUUGAUGUGAAGUUUAGGAAAGAAAUCACCUUUCUGGUUACAUCAUUUCGAAGAAAAUAAAACGAGGAAGAAAUCUAUGAUUUUAAAUUUCAUUUUCGUGCAUAGUAAUUUUCGCUGUCUGAAAUUUGCAGUAGUGAAAAAAUUCAUAAAAUGCGAUAAGAAAUCGGAUUAUUUUCAAUGUGAAUUUUCCUGUUCGUGCAUUAUCUGUUUUACAGAAGGAAUUUGGGUGUACAAGUCGAUGCUUCCAAUUUAUUAAGUACAAUUAAUUAAGUUAAUUACAAAUCGAUUUGGAUUUAAUCUUGGAUGAAAACCACAUUGCCGAUACUGCCAAGGAGCAAAUUCUUUAAAGUGCAUCUUGCCAGGAACAUCGUUUUUGUAGCAUUGCCUGCACUUAAUUUGUUAAUUUUAAUUCUCAGCCAGCAGAGGAUGUUCAUUCCUCCAUGGAACCUGAUCCUACCUCUAAUUUUUUUAGAGGUCCGUGUUUGCUCCGCUCCUGUUUUGUAUUUUUCCUCUGGAAUUCUGAUUUUGAACACUGUUCGUUAUCACCGCUUAAGGCAAUAUGAGCUGUAUUUUUUGGAAUUUUAUUUUGCUGGAAAAAGCUGCUAGUAUGAUAAGUCUGCAUAUAACUUAAACUUUUAUGAUAAAUAAGGUUUGAAAAAAUCAUAAAUUUUUGUCAGAGGAAAGAUUUCUCUUCUAAGGAAUAUAUAGCAAAUCAAUUUUUGUACAGGACGACAAUAAUUCAAUUUUGCUCCAAUUAAGGCUUCUUAACGGCAUUUUACACAAAAAUAUGGCUAAAAGAUGUUUAAAAACCAUAAUAUUUCUGUCAUUUUAGUAGAAAAUAACAUUUUCGUAAACAAAAAAUUCAACAUGAAAAUUGCAGCUCAUAUUGCUUUAACUUUCACGGUAACAUUAUAGUAAGGUGAUAUAACUAAAGUAUAGAAUUUCUGUUAGCAUGGACUUGUAUAUUCAAAUGCGUGAUUACUAAUAUAUGUUCAUGUCAUUUUAUGAACUCUCAAUUUCUUACGUGGUUGUAAAUAAGAAUUGUUAAAUACAUGACUGCAUUUCUUAUUGUUAAAUCAAAAAACUUACAAAAUGGCAUUCCAAAACCGAAUCAAUAUAAUAUUUUUUUCUUGUUACAAAACCAAACUUUCCAAAGACAUCGAUGUUUUCUUUUAAUUAAUUUUGUUUUUGCUUGACUUCACCAGGCUAUCCUGUAAAGACGGCUAUUUCUGCUAAUUAUGAAUGAUAGUAUCGGAAUUUUUGAUUGAUUUGAUGGUUAACCAUUAGGCCUUAUAUUUAUCCGUUACAUGUAUUAUGGGUUUUGUACUUAAAUCACCGAUUUAAAGUGUAUUUUACCAAAUGGUUGUUCCAACUAGUCGUAUUAUGCAUAUUGGAACGAUUUUCGUAUGACAUUUUUUUUUAGAUAAAGCAUGAAAAUCAAUA